AAUUAAACGUACUCACGCAAAUGUAAUCAUUUCCUUAAUAAGAACGAUGUUUUCUGUUCAACCCACGCUGUCAAUGUGUUUUCAAGUUUAGAAAAAAACAAGCAAGAUGCGUUUCUGUUCCAAACAGUGUUUAGUUUUUUUGUGUAUUUUCACAAAACUUCUGCAGGUAGCAGGCUUUAACAUUGAUGAACGGAAUGCACAUAUAUUAUCUGGUGAUAAUGGGAGUUAUUUUGGAUUUUCUGUUGCCAUCAUAGAAAACGACAGCGUAUUCAUAGGAGCACCUAAGGCAAAUGACAGUAAGAUUUCCAGUGUCUAUGAGCCCGGAACCGUCAAUAAGUGCCCAGUGGUUCAUGGGAAACCAGCCAACUGUGACAAGUUCGAAAUAGACUACACACUCGGCGGCGACAAAGUUACGACGAAUGGAGUAUCUAAAUAUUUCACUCAUGGCAAAGACGGUCAAUGGUUGGGCGCCAGUUUAGAUUUACCCUCGGACCCCAACUCCCCAGCCGGCAUCGUGACAUGUGCUCCUCGAUGGCACAACACCAAGAACAUAGAUUGGUAUAUGAAUGGCAUUUGUUACAUUAUACCACGUGAUUUGACGGUAAAAAACAUUAAAAAACUUCCUUUACUGGUCAAUGGCAGCAGAGCCACGUACGACAUGGACGAGAAUAAUAAACAGUAUGACUGGGGGAUGGCUGGGCUCGGAUUCGAUGCCCACUAUACGAAAGAGAUGAAGCAUAUACUGUUUGGAGCGCCAGGAUUGAAAUACUGGACAGGUGGCUUCGUUGACCUGGACUCGCUCCUUGACACGGCAAAUGUCAUGGAAACAAAGCCGAGCUUAACCAAAGAGACACUGUCUUCUUUAGCUGGUUCGGCAGUAACCAGUGGCUUUUACGACGGCGGUCAAGUGGAAUACUACGUCAUAGGUGUUCCAAGAGCAAAUCUUAUAGGACAGGUUUUGGUAUUUGAAGCCGAGCAGAAUCAAUACAAUUUCGACGUUCCAGCCUUGAAAAUCGAUCCCGUAGAGGGAGAAGACAUGUCGGUUUUGCCAAUGAAUUCCUACUUCGGGGCAUCCUUCUGCACGGCUGACGUGAACGGUGACGGAGCAGAUGAUCUUUUUGUAGGGGCCCCUCUGCACAGCCCGGAGGGGCCAGAUGGGAGGCUCAUCAUCGAUGUAGGAGCGGUGUAUCUGUACAUGGGACCAUUCAAUCAGACUGUACGACCCUUUUAUCCCAACCUGACGUUGAUUGGCCGAGGGGCGUCGGGUGGCCAAUUUGGAACCGCUAUUGCAUCACUCUAUGACACCAGUAAAGACGGAUAUACAGACAUUGCCAUUGGGGCCCCAUAUGAAGAUGAUCUGCACGGUGCAGUGUAUAUCUACAAUGGUUACAAGAAGGGGCUUUGGCCCACGUUUUCACAGAGGAUCGCGGCCAUUGCCCUCCCGAAUGGGCUUUCACUAUUUGGAUUUGGCGCUUCUAUUGCCAGAGCUGCAGACUUGAACGGUGAUGGAAUAAAAGAUACCAUUGUCGGGUCGUAUUUGUCUGACAAAGCAGUUGUUCUGUACGGCCAACCAGUGAUUAGUCUGGAAGCUAAGCUGAGUGUUUUAGAUGCCAGUAAUGAGCAGAACAUUCAGUUUCUCACCAAGAAUACAAGCAAUGUGAAAGUAAAGGCUUGCUUCAAGUACACAUACCCAAUGUGCUAUAAAAUCUACGUUGGUGUGGUAUUUCGACUUGACACCUUAAAGCCAGAGAGGGAACGGGUAGUGUUCAAAAGGACAGGGUCUUCGGAAGCUGGCGCGAACGUAACUGUUCUUUCUGACACGGAAAAGUGCACUAUAACAUACACUGACGAGUUCCUUCUACUGACAAAAUCACCUAAUGAUCUUGUCAGCGAAAUAAAGAUCGAAGCAGAGUACGAGAUUAGCAAAAUACUCUGUUCCUCUGAUAUUAGCCCUACAAUAAAGAAAUUUGAUGGCAACAAUCCAGGCGACCCCUUGCUAUUGUUAGAGCAAAAGGUUCAGUUCAGGAAAGAUUGUCCAAACAAUAUCUGCAAGACGAACCUCCAUCUGACCACCAAAGCUCAUUAUCAAAGAGCAGAUGGAUUUCUUGUAAUCGGUACGCCUGAUUUCUCUGUGGAUGUCUACAUUACCAAGACCGGAGAUCCUUCUUAUGGCUCCAUUUUCUACCUGCUUGUACCGAACUUUUUGAAUUAUGUGAGAGUAAAUGAACAAAUGGGCGAUGGUGAAGUAAGCUGCUCUUUGAUCACCAAAGGGAGUAAUGUUGGUCCACAAAGUCGGUACGAGUGGUUGGGUUUUUUACAACGAACAAACUUUACAGAAGAAAAUGAUACAAGUUCUGUUCUGAUGUGCUUAUUUGGUAAUCCGAUGUACAAUGACAGCGGGGUAAAGGUCACUGUUCGAUACAAACUACCAAGCCACAUCACGACAGAUAGAUUUGAGGUUCGCACAUUUGCAACAUCUCUUAGUGAAGAACUGAAUGGUAUUGACAACGAAGAAAUGCUUGAAAUCAAAAUGAAGCAUGUAUAUACAACACAAUUGUCAGGUGUUUCAUCUCUGGAGUCAAUAUUCAUAAGCGAUUUAAAACUUCAAGAUACUGUUGAACACACGUUCGCCUUUGGUAACCUUGGACCGAGCCAAGUUCCAGAUGCUGCGGUUUCAGUUCAUAUUCCUCAAGUUCAGAGGGACGGCAAAGCCCUUCUUUGGUUGAACAGGACUAACGUCAGGUGUAGUUCGCCUUGUUCAGUAGAAUGCCAGUUACAGGGAAGCAGUGUGUUCCCAGAUGUGUUCAUGGAUGUGAUUGGUCGACAAUGGAUUCACAACACCAGAACCGAACUGGACCCAGCCCUGCCGGACAUAAAUCACCUGGAUUGCAGUACGUCUACGUGUACAUCGCUUUAUUGCUCCGCAAAAAACAUCCGACCUGAAAACAGUAUGGUGGUCAUUCUGAAGUUCAGUGUAUCUCAGCUAUUUGGAACCCUAGCAAAGACCCGGCAGACAAUACCAUUUUUAUCUCGGGCAAACACAACAGACACAGGGACUAGCAAACCAGAACUAGAGGCAAAGAUCAUCACAAAAGUAGUCCCAAAGCAGCCGUUAAAACAGGAAGUGGAAUGGUGGGUGAUACUCCUCAGCAUCUUGGGAGGAAUCAUUUUCAUAGGAAUUCUCGUUUUCAUUCUGUAUAAGUGUGGCUUCUUCAAGCGAAAAACACGAGAAGACAUGGUGAGGAAACUCGAAAAGCAACAAAACACAAGUAAACAGUACGAGCCAAAAGAUUCUUUCACCGACAGUGAAGAGGGCGUUAUUGAUAACGGAGAGACACUUCCUGGGAAACCGAAAGUGUGAAAAAUGAGAACUAAAACGAACAGGAAAGGUGUAAAGGAUAAAAAAAAUCAUCAGAAUUUCUAAAUUGUAAAAAGAAGAAAGGUUAAAAAAUAAAGUGUAAAAAAGGGCAAUAUCAUAUCGUAAAACAGAAAUAAAUGAACGAUAAAAGAAACUAAAUGUAAUAUAAAUGUAAAGAUCAUAAAAGGAAUCACAAUUGAAAUUUAAGGUUCUGUAACGUUUGACAUAUUAUUUUGUCAAAGUUUUAUCAAUGGUUUCUUGUUGAGGUUACAUGUAAACACAUCUAAGAUAUGAAUGUGCCUGUGUAUUAUAGCAUUAACAUAUUAAACUGAUAAUUAUUGGCAAAAUGAUUGAUGUUAUUACGAAAACUGAAACGAUAUUAAAAGGUUAGAAGGUAGGCAUGUGUGAAUUUUUGUGAAACAUUCUGAUCUGAAACUCAUCAAUGUGCAAAGGUCCUAGUUUCGAAUAUUCUAGCACUUGUAGCUCUUGUCGUGUACGUAUUAGUUUAUAUUACCAUAUCUGCGGUUUGAAUUAUAUUUUUUCUGCUUUGUAUGGCGCAUCUUUUGCAACAUGUAUUAUGAUUAUGCUAAGUCAUUCUUUGUAUGGGUUAUAUUUCGAACUUUGUUUGUAAAUGUAAUUUGUUUUCAUUGAUAUAUAACAGUGAAAUCUAGAGCAUUUGUAUAAAAGGCCCAAAGAAAACUUACAACGGUAAAGGUAAUUUUUAUUUUACGUCGCAAUGAUGAACAUUUAAGACAAGCCCUGUGGUGCUUGGAGCGACGGAAAAAUAACAUUUUUAGGCUGUAGGCCGCUAGGCCUGCAGACUUUUAUAACCGUAUCUCGGAUAUCGCAUCGGCAGAUCGACAUAACAUUUUUCACUAUUGGCGAAUUAAUGCGCGCACGGGCGUAUCAACCCCAGCGCGGUUUAAACUGCGGUGGUCACCGACCUAAUUUACAUUUACAUUCACAUCGAACAUACCUCGUAGGCAAUAGCUACGGACUGCGUUCUGCAUAUUAAUAAGCUUGCUAUAAAUAACGCUGUAAUGAGUCCUUAAUCUAUGUUAUGCGGUUAAUACAGUUCGAAUAAGCUGCGUUUUGCGUAAUAUAACGCAAUUUAAUUGUACAAUAACCAAUUAUUUUAAUAUCGGCGAGUUACAGAACGCAAUAUAAAAAGCAGAAUCCUAUAUACCUCUGUUUCGAUUUUGCUUCGGCAGCAGACCGAUAAUAUCUACAUGUACACUGUAGUUUAAAAUAGAAUGUGGGUCAUCGUAUUCGGACAGGUGUACUCCCCGGAAAUAAACUCUGCGAAGUCGUCAAAACCUGGAAAACAUAUAGAUCAUAUUAUGAUGCAAUUUUAAUUAAGCGUUUAAUAUAAAUUCAUAAUAUUUUAAAUGAAUGCAUCAUUUUAUCCUACAAUCAUUAUCUUGGGGGGAUUUAGUUAUUUCAUGAGUACAUUUUCUAUGUUUUAAAUUUCUUGACAUUUUUUAUUGAGAUUGUUAGUUUAUAUUUGUGUUUGUAAAAUGUAUGUCGUAUAAAACCAUUAUCUUGUUUAAGAACAUACUAACAACCUUUUAACCAUUAAUAAAUGAAUAUUAUACACUUUUACCACUCAAAUUAAAUGGCGUAAAACGUUGACAGGCUAUCGACCUGCUACAAUUUGUGUCAUAGCCAUGUAAUGCCGAACGGAAAGUAUGUAAAUAUUUCUCAGUUUGUCUCAGUAAUUUCAGUCCAUAUUUUGAGCAUGUAGCAUGAUGCAUAUGCAUAUAAAAAAAAAUAAAAACCUGAUAUAAUC
Molecule: messenger RNA, 5147 nt
Organism: Mya arenaria
Lineage: Eukaryota; Metazoa; Mollusca; Bivalvia; Myida; Myidae
Product: integrin alpha-9-like
Exons: 20
Coding region: 107-3361 (1084 amino acids)
Biological process (GO): integrin-mediated signaling pathway; cell-matrix adhesion; cell-cell adhesion
Cellular component (GO): integrin complex; external side of plasma membrane
Molecular function (GO): integrin binding
Source: RefSeq, a predicted model, not a curated record